AUGGGUCAAGCACAUCUGAGAGAUGAAAACACGUAUAAACCCUUACUUAAUCCACAGGAGGAGCUGCAGAGAGUACAAGAAGAAGGUAAAAGGUUGGUGAGCAGGUUCUACUGCCUAGACUCACCAACAGGAAAAAGAUCUAGUUUCUCAGCAGCACAGAGGGACGCCUUGUUAGCCCAUAAAGCAAGCAUCCCCCACUGGUACAUCCUCCCAAAACACACAAAAAAACUGGAUGAGGAGACAGGAACAUGGCCAGGCAGGCCAGUCCUCAGUGGCUGCUGUGCACCCACAAGACCAGUGGACAGAUUAUUAACAACCUUUCUUUCACCCUUACUAGAGUUACUCCCAGAGAGACUGCAAGACACAACCCAUUUUCUGAGGAAGCUGAGGGAGGCCCCCCGACUAGAAGGAGAAAUCUACCUCUUUUCCUUUGACAUUGUGUCGUUAUAUCCUUCCAUUCCACAGGAAGAGGCAGCUUGGGUAGUAGCAAAUUUUUAUGAAAAGAAUUUCGGAUAUGUACAGGGCAGGUUAAAAGACUUAUAUAAUAUAACUGCCCCCCCUCCUUACCUAAUCCAGGAGGGAAUUGAGCAUAUUCUAUCAGGGACUUUACUGAGGUUCGACAACAAAUUUUACCAGCAAAUGAAGGGCACAGCAAUAGGAGCCUCAGUAUCAGUGGCAGUGGCUGAGAUCUUUGUCCAUGUGAGUAUUGAACAGAAAAGGAAGGAAAUAGAAAAACAACCAAUUGUGUUUUACAGAUAUAUUGAUGACAUCUUUGGAGUUUUUCAGGGCACAGAGGAAGACCUUCAAAAAUACUACAGAGAACUCAACCAGUUCCACCCAGAUCUAAGAUUUACUGUAGAAUUUGAUAAAAAUAGAUUACCCUUUUUAGAUACGACGGUAUAUGUAGAUAAGGAAGGCUUCCUACAGACAACAGUGUACCACAAACCUUCGAAUACUCAUCAAUACCUCCAUUUUCAGUCGAGCCAUCAUCCCAACCUGAAGAAAAGCCUCCCUUUCUCACAGGGAAUCAGGGUAAAAAGGAUAGUAAGCGACCCUGAACACCUGGAGAUAGCUUUAAAUGAAAUGUUCAGUUUUUUCAGAGCAAGAGGAUAUAAUGAGAAGAUCCUUGAAUUAACAAAAAAUAGACUUGAUAAAAUACCGAGAGAGACACUCUUGGAGUUCAAAAGAAAAGGAGAAUUAAACAGAUUAAUAUUUCCAAUGCUCUAUUCUCAGAAUAUUGCAGGGCCACUCCGCAAGUCCAUCAAUCAAAUAUGGGAAUGGACACAGGAGAGGGCCAGGGACACACCUUGGGAAGCGAGCCUGAACGGCCCUCCACCCAUGAUAGCCUGGAAAAAAGAUAAGACAAUAGCUGAAAAACUAAUAAGAGCAGAGUUUCCCUCUCCUUUGCUCAUGGAGAGAACAGCCCUUUCUAGUACAUAA
This is a messenger RNA of Penaeus monodon (black tiger shrimp), 1440 nucleotides long. RefSeq lists its product as uncharacterized. Bases 1 to 1440 code for a protein of 479 amino acids. The record is from RefSeq and is a predicted model, not a curated record. Lineage: Eukaryota; Metazoa; Arthropoda; Malacostraca; Decapoda; Penaeidae. The transcript has a single exon.